Centropristis striata (black sea bass) is the source of this 862-nucleotide messenger RNA. It is a transcript of the gene rpl7a, whose product is annotated as ribosomal protein L7a. Gene Ontology annotation, biological process: ribosome biogenesis. The coding region runs from base 27 to 827 and encodes 266 amino acids. The transcript is spliced from 8 exons. Lineage: Eukaryota; Metazoa; Chordata; Actinopteri; Perciformes; Serranidae. The record is from RefSeq and is a predicted model, not a curated record. Gene Ontology annotation, cellular component: ribonucleoprotein complex.
CGGUCUUCCUUUCUGCCUGAACCGACAUGCCUAAGGGAAAGAAGGCUAAGGGGAAGAAGGUGGCUCCUGCCCCUUCCGUGGCCAAGAAACAUGAGGCCAAAAAAGUCGUCAACCCCCUGUUCGAGAAGAGGCCAAAGAACUUUGGCAUCGGCCAGGAUAUUCAGCCCAAGCGUGAUCUGACACGCUUUGUGAAAUGGCCUCGCUACGUCCGCCUGCAGAGGCAGCGCUCCAUCCUCUACAAGCGUCUGAAGGUUCCCCCUGCAAUCAACCAGUUCACCCAGGCUCUGGACCGCCAGACCGCCACACAACUGUUCAAGCUGGCCCACAAGUACAGGCCAGAGACCAAGCAGGAGAAGAAGCAGAGGCUGCUGGCUCGUGCUGAGCAGAAGGCUGCUGGAAAGGGAGAUACCCCGACCAAGAGGCCCCCUGUCCUGCGUGCAGGUGUGAACACUGUCACCUCUCUGGUGGAGAGCAAGAAGGCCCAGCUCGUUAUCAUUGCCCACGAUGUGGAUCCAAUUGAGCUCGUCGUCUUCCUGCCAGCUUUGUGCCGCAAGAUGGGAGUCCCAUACUGCAUCAUCAAGGGCAAGGCUAGACUGGGCAGACUGGUGCACAGAAAGACGUGCACUUCAGUUGCCUUCACACAGACUAACCCUGAGGAUAAAGGUGCACUUGCCAAGCUUGUUGAAGCCAUCAAGACCAACUACAAUGACAGAUACGAGGAGAUCCGUCGUCACUGGGGAGGUGGUAUCAUGGGCCCCAAAUCCACGGCCCGCAUCACAAAGCUGGAGAAGGCAAAGGCCAAGGAACUGGCAACCAAGCUUGGUUAAAUUGUUUGGAAUAAAAAAAUGUUAUGUCCUAAAAA